CCCUCCAGUAUUUGGAAAAUGUCUCCUUCAAAACCCAAUCUUUUUAAACCGAAAUCUAGAUAUCCUUGAUCAGCUCAUCGAGCUCUAUCGAAUCAUGUAUAGUAUAGCCCAAAAUAAAAUAGUGCUUUUGGUGCGCCUCACAUAAUUAUUUAAAAUAUAACUGAAUGAUUGAUUUGAGUUGUACUUCGAUUUUGACUCUAUUUGAAAUAUUCACAUUAUUAUCACCUAGAUGUUAUUUAUUUUUCUUGUUUUAGAACGCUGGUACAGGCGAUUUCUCUUAUUUUGCUCCAGAUUGUUUCCAUUUUAGUCAAAAGGGUCACGAAGCAGCAGCUGUUGAAUUAUGGAAUAACAUGAUGGAAAAAGAUGGUAGCAAAACUACAAUAUGGAACUUGGCUGAUACAUUACACUGUCCAGAUUCAGUUAGUAUACAUGUUUACUAA
Didymodactylos carnosus is the source of this 440-nucleotide messenger RNA. The record is from the annotation of a GenBank genome assembly. NCBI's taxonomy places the organism in Eukaryota, Metazoa, Rotifera, Eurotatoria, Philodinida, Philodinidae.